AUGGAGGUUGUUUUCAAGGAGGGGAUGAUAUACCUUAAGGGAAACAAGUUUGGAAAGGUGAGUGUUUUACAAAGAUGCUGUGUAUUUGCAGGACUUUACUCAACUGAGCUAAUAGAUGAAAGUCUUCACUAAUGUCGGAAGAAAUGUUCAAGGCUAUUCUCAUCUGAUUUUAUAAAUUCAAGUGAUGUUUAUGACAGUUAUUUCAACAGUAAAAAAAAAAAAAAAAGGAAUCGUGAUUUGAUUGCUUCGUUGAUUGACCGCUGCAUCCCUCCUUCACAGAAAACGUGGAGGAAGACGUGGAUGGUUCUCUACCCCCCUAGCAUCUUCGGCAUCGGUCGAGUCGAACUCUUCGACCUCCUUGACGGAGGCCUUACCACCCCCACCGGCAACGCCUCCAAGCCCAAGUCCCCCCAGGGUAGGAGGGUUGUUCAGCUGUGUGACUGUCUCAGUGUCGUCCCUGCCCCAGAGGAGAGCUGCCCUCCAGCCCUACCUAACGACGGUAAUAGUGUUCUAUUUAUCUCAUUGUUAUUUAUUAGUGCCACAAUUUGGUAUGUUUACAUGCACAAAAUAAUCUGAUUUUAUUGCGAAUACUCAGGUUUUAUUAGUGGCAGAAUGUCUAGUUAAUCUGGAUCUUCUACGGUUUCCAGACCCGUACACAGAUUAAACCUAGUUCUUGACUAAAAACCUAUUUCAAUGGAGACUUUCCUUUUGAGCUUUGUAGUCCAGAACUCGGCUUAAUCUGUCCAUGAAACCGGUCCUUUAUCGGUUCAUAUCAGUGUAUCUGCAAUCUGAGAAACUGUUGAAACCCUGAUUAAGGCAGUUUAGCUGUUUUGAAAAUGUUGUUUUAUUAAAUGUAUUGCCGCUUUUCUUCUCUUUUCUAAAAUAAAAACGUUGGACUUUGAACUGCCUCCAGACUGUAGAGCAUUCUAUCUGAACACCACACAGAGAAGUUACAUCCUGGCCUCAGAGACCUACCAUGACUGGGUGGAGGCUCUCUGUCAACUAGCCUUCCAGGUAGGGGGGAGUUUUAUCUUCCAGGUACACUGGGGGGAGGGGCCUAUAUAAAUAGUGUUUAUGUCAGUAUCUCCUACCUUCCUGGGGGGAGGGACUAUAUAAAUAGUGUUUAUGUCAGUAUCUCCUACCUUCCUGGGGGUAGGGACUAUAUAAAUAGUGUUUAUGUCAGUAUCUCCUACCUUCCUGGGGGGAGGGACUAUAUAACUAGUGUUUAUGUCAGUAUCUCCUACCUUCCUGGGGGGAGGGACUAUAUAAAUAGUGUUUAUGUCAGUAUCUCCUACCUUCCUGGGGGGAGGGACUAUAUAAAUAGUGUUUAUGUCAGUAUCUCCUACCUUCCUGGGGGGAGGGGACUAUAUAAAUAGUGUUUAUGUCAGUAUCUCCUUCCUUCCUGGGGGGUAGGGGACUAUAUAAAUAGUGUUUAUGUCAGUAUCUCCUACCUUCCUGGGAGGAGGGGACUAUAUAAAUAGUGUUUAUGUCAGUAUCUCCUACCUUCCUGGGAGGAGGGGACUAUAUAAAUAGUGUUUAUGUCAGUAUCUCCUACCUUCCUGGGAGGAGGGGACUAUAUAAAUAGUGUUUAUGUCAGUAUCUCCUACCUUCCUGGGGGGAGGGGACUAUAUAAAUAGUGUUUAUGUCAGUAUCUCCUACCUUCCUGGGGGGAGGGACUAUAUAAAUAGUGUUUAUGUCAGUAUCUCCUACCUUCCUGGGAGGAGGGGACUAUAUAAAUAGUGUUUAUGUCAGUAUCUCCUACCUUCCUGGGGGGAGGGACUAUAUAACUAGUGUUUAUGUCAGUAUCUCCUACCUUCCUGGGGGGAGGGGACUAUAUAAAUAGUGUUUAUGUCAGUAUCUCCUACCUUCCUGGGGGGUAGGGGACUAUAUAAAUAGUGUUUAUGUCAGUAUCUCCUACCUUCCUGGGAGGAGGGGACUAUAUAAAUAGUGUUUAUGUCAGUAUCUCCUACCUUCCUGGGAGGAGGGGACUAUAUAAAUAGUGUUUAUGUCAGUAUCUCCUACCUUCCUGGGGGGAGGGGACUAUAUAAAUAGUGUUUAUGUCAGUAUCUCCUACCUUCCUGGGGGGUAGGGGACUAUAUAAAUAGUGUUUAUGUCAGUAUCUCCUACCUUCCUGGGGGGAGGGGACUAUAUAAAUAGUGUUUAUGUCAGUAUCUCCUACCUUCCUGGGGGGAGGGACUAUAUAAAUAGUGUUUAUGUCAGUAUCUCCUACCUUCCUGGGAGGAGGGGACUAUAUAAAUAGUGUUUAUGUCAGUAUCUCCUACCUUCCUGGGAGGAGGGGACUAUAUAAAUAGUGUUUAUGUCAGUAUCUCCUACCUUCCUGGGAGGAGGGGACUAUAUAAAUAGUGUUUAUGUCAGUAUCUCCUACCUUCCUGGGAGGAGGGGACUAUAUAAAUAGUGUUUAUGUCAGUAUCUCCUACCUUCCUGGGGGGAGGGACUAUAUAAAUAGUGUUUAUGUCAGUAUCUCCUACCUUCCUGGGGGGAGGGGACUAUAUAAAUAGUGUUUAUGUCAGUAUCUCCUACCUUCCUGGGGGGAGGGGACUAUAUAAAUAGUGUUUAUGUCAGUAUCUCCUACCUUCCAGGGGGAGGGGACUAUAUAAAUAGUGUUUAUGUCAGUAUCUCCUACCUUCCUGGGGGGAGGGAUUAUAUAAAUAGUGUUUAUGUCAGUAUCUCCUACCUUCCUGGGGGUAGGGACUAUAUAAAUAGUGUUUAUGUCAGUAUCUCCUACCUUCCUGGGAGGAGGGGACUAUAUAAAUAGUGUUUAUGUCAGUAUCUCCUACCUUCCUGGGGGGAGGGGACUAUAUAAAUAGUGUUUAUGUCAGUAUCUCCUACCUUCCUGGGGGGAGGGGACUAUAUAAAUAGUGUUUAUGUCAGUAUCUCCUACCUUCCUGGGGGGAGGGACUAUAUAAAUAGCCAGUUUGACAUUUAUUGCUAUUAUCACAUUUUUAUACAGAAGGUGAAAGAACAUUAGAAGGGGCUAGUAUUCAUAAGAAAAGUGUAUGCACUCACUAACUGUAAGUCGCUCUGGAUAAGAGCGUCUGCUAAAUCACUAAAAUGUAAAUGUAAAUAAGACAACAUUAGAAGGGGCUAGAAUUCAUAAGACAACAUCAGAUGGGGCUAGUAUUCAUGAGACAACAUUAAAGGGUCUUGUAGUGUAGCUCAGCCCGUCCCAAAUGCACCCUAUUUCCUAUAGGGCAUCCUUAUACUUCACUCAUUUUUGACCAGCGCCCAGUAAGCUGCUAUUUGCAAGCAAACCCACUGGCAACAAUGAGGAAGUAGUCCUGAAAGCAACAGUUCGUCACCUCCUCACUUCUCCUUACUGCUGCUUACUCAAACCCUGUCUCCCCUCCCCCCUAGCCACCUCUCAAACCCUGUCUCCCCUCCCCCCUAGUCACCUCUCAAACCCUGUCUCCCCUCCCCCCUAGUCACCUCUCAAACAGUAUUACAGUCAUAAAACUAACGGAGAUACGAGAGAUCACCUCGUUGUUUAACCUUAACGUUUACAGCGCUCUGGGCUCGUAUACAUAAAAUGUCUUAGAGUAGGCGUACUGAUCUAGGAUCAGCUUUCCAUGUAAUCAUAGAGAUUGAAUGAAUGAGAGGCCCAGACACACAGAGUAUUCAUUAUGAUUAUAAAGCUAAACUGUAACCUAAAGUUUACAAUGCUCUGCCACUUGACCAAGACUUCUGUGAAAUCAGAACAAUACUCUCUGUCUGGGCCUCAUUCAUUUAUCUCAGCAUGAUGUUUUAUCUCAGCACUGGUAUUCUCAAGUUGAGGACGUGUAAUAUCACCCUCCUUUUCUUCUGCUGCAGAAAGACCCUGGAAACACAGAGAGCAGAGAGAAGGAGAGAGGAGAUGGGACGGAGAUAGCCAUGGAGGAGAAUGAGCUGUAUGCUACCUGGAAGACAGGUACAUAG
This is a messenger RNA of Coregonus sp. 'balchen', 3933 nucleotides long. NCBI's taxonomy places the organism in Eukaryota, Metazoa, Chordata, Actinopteri, Salmoniformes, Salmonidae. The record is from the annotation of a GenBank genome assembly.